AUGAGCACUGAAAAAGUGAAAAUUGAAAUAAAAGACGAAACAUUAAGUGAUGAGGACGAGCAAGACGAUGAUGAAACAAUGGAAAUCGAUGAAUCGCUGUAUAACACCGAAGAAACAAAUCAAGAAAUACAAUUUGAAAAGGACUCAUACAAACGUUUUGAGAUGCUUCUAAAGAAAACUGAAAAUUUUUCACAUUGUUUAAGUGCUGGUGAUGUGGAAGUCACCACAGCGUCAAAUAAAGUUGGAUCACGUAUCUGUUAUAUAGCACAGCCUGCGCGACCACCUCCUCCUUAUAUUGAUAUUGAAGGUGAUCAUCGUCACAGAAAAACUGAAAAAGAAGAAGAUGAAGAAUUAAUGAAUCUUGUUAAGAAAAGCGAAACACUUAUUAGAUUUGAAAAAACACCAUUUUAUAUCGAAAAUGGUGAAAUGCGAGAUUAUCAGAUUCGUGGUUUAAAUUGGUUGGUUUCUUUGCAACACAAUGGAAUUAAUGGGAUUUUGGCUGAUGAGAUGGGCCUUGGCAAAACACUUCAAACAGUUGCUAUGCUUGGUUUUAUGAAACAUUAUAAGAAUUCCUCUGGGCCACAUCUGGUGAUUGCACCUAAAUCAACUCUUCAAAAUUGGCUUAAUGAAUUUGAACAUUGGUGUCCUUCUUUGAAUGCUAUUGCACUUAUUGGGCAUGCUGAUGCUAGGGCUGAGCUUAUUCGAAAUGUUAUUUUGCCUGGAAAGUGGGAGGUGCUGGUGACAUCGUAUGAAAUGGUGUUAAAAGAAAAAAGUUUAUUACGAAAGUUCGUUUGGAAAUACUUAGUUAUUGACGAAGCACAUCGCAUAAAAAAUGAGCAUUCGAAGUUAUCUGAAAUCGUAAGGGAGUUCAAGUCAAAGCAUCGUUUAUUGAUUACUGGAACACCAUUACAAAAUAAUUUGCAUGAAUUAUGGUCUUUGUUAAAUUUUCUUCUUCCUGAUAUGUUUGCAUCUGCUUCGGAUUUCGAUUCUUGGUUCACAACAAAUGAAAUGAUGGGAAAUCAGGAUUUAGUUGCUCGCUUACAUCAAGUUUUGAGACCUUUUCUGUUACGGCGUUUGAAAUCAGACGUGGAGAAGACCCUUUUGCCCAAGAAAGAAGUCAAAAUAUACAUUGGCUUAUCAAAAAUGCAGAGAGAAUGGUAUACAAAGAUUCUUAUGAAAGAUAUCGAUGUAGUGAAUGGCGCGGGUAAAUUGGAAAAGGCUCGUAUAAUGAACAUUUUAAUGCAUUUACGGAAAUGCUGCAAUCAUCCUUAUUUAUUUGAUGGUGCUGAGCCAGGUCCACCUUAUACAACUGAUCAACAUCUCGUUGAUAAUAGUGGUAAGAUGGUGCUGCUUGACAAAUUACUAAAAAAACUUAAGGACCAAGGUUCUCGUGUUUUGAUUUUUUCUCAAAUGUCACGAAUGCUGGAUUUAUUCGAAGAUUAUUGUUGGUGGCGAAAUUACCAGUAUUGUCGCUUAGAUGGUCAAACAGUACAUGCAGAUCGUCAAAAAUAUAUCGACGAAUUCAAUCGCCCAGAUUCUGAUAAAUUUAUUUUUAUGUUAACUACUCGCGCUGGAGGCCUUGGUAUUAAUUUGACUGCUGCAGAUGUUGUGAUUAUAUAUGAUAGCGAUUGGAAUCCGCAAGUUGAUUUACAAGCCAUGGAUCGAGCGCAUCGAAUCGGUCAGAAAAAACAAGUACGAGUAUUUCGCUUCAUUACUGAAAGUACAGUGGAUGAACGAAUAAUUGAAAGGGCGGAAAUGAAAUUGCACUUAGAUUCUAUUGUAAUUCAGCAGGGUCGUUUAUCAGACACACAAAAGGCUCUUGGUAAGGAAGAUAUGCUAGAUAUGAUACGGCAUGGUGCAGACCAGGUAUUUGCUUCGAAAGACAGCACGAUUACAGACGAAGAUAUUGAUACCAUCUUGGAAAAAGCUGAGCAGAAGACUGAAGCUCUGAAACAGAAAAUUAGUUCAUUAGGCGAAUCAUCACUUCGAAACUUUGCAUUAGAUGCACCUGGAUUAGAUGCUGAUGGGAAUUAUACUGUUUAUAAAUUCGAAGGAGAAGAUUAUCGUGAAAAGCAGAAGCUUGUUGGUGGCAUCGGCUAUUGGAUUGAGCCACCAAAGCGUGAACGCAAAGCGAAUUAUCAAGUUGAUGCUUAUUUCAGAGAGGCUAUGAGAGGCGGCCAUACUGAACCAAAAGCUCCGAAAGCGCCACGCCCGCCCAGACAACCUAAUGUGCAAGAUUUUCAAUUUUAUCCAAAGCGAUUAUUUCAAUUACUCGAAAAGGAGGUUUAUUUGCAUAGGAAAACAAUCGGAUAUAAGGCUCAAAAGCAGCCCGACCUGCCACCGAAGGAAGCAGAAAAAAAACAAAAGGAAGAACAAAAGAAAAUCGAUAAUGCUGUUCCAUUAACUGAAGCUGAACAAAUUGAAAAAGCAGAAUUGUUGGCUCAGGGUCUUAGCAAUUGGUCACGUCGAGAUUUCCAACAAUUUAUCAAAGCAAAUGAAAAAUAUGGUAGAAAAGAUCUUGAAAGUAUCGCUAAAGAAAUUGAUACGAAAACUUUCGAAGAAGUGGAGGAAUAUUCGAAAAUUUUUUGGGAUCGUUUAGAAGAAUUGGCUGAUCAUGAACGAAUAUUAGCCACUAUUGAAAAGGGUGAAAAUCGAAUACAAAAACGACACAGUGUUAAAAAAGCUCUUGAUGAAAAAAUUGCCAAAUACAAAGCGCCUUUCCACCAACUAAGAAUCCAGUAUGGAACGAAUAAAGGCAAAAAUUAUACCGAAGAAGAAGAUCGUUUCUUAAUUUGUACAAUACAUAGCCUGGGAUUUGAUAAAGAUACUGUUUAUGAAGAAUUACGGCAAGCAAUCCGUGCUGCACCACAGUUUCGGUUCGACUGGUUCCUCAAAUCAAGAACUAUUAUUGAGUUACAACGCCGCUGUAACACGUUGAUAGCAUUAAUUGAAAAAGAAAUGGGUGAGGCGGAAUCUGUAAAACGAAACCGCGGUCAAAAAUCUAAUGCCAAUACUGCAAAUGGUGUUGCUGGAAUUGAUGGCAAGACAUCAGUGUCAAAAGUAUUUUAG
This is a messenger RNA of Dracunculus medinensis (Guinea worm), 3069 nucleotides long. The record is from the annotation of a GenBank genome assembly. Lineage: Eukaryota; Metazoa; Nematoda; Chromadorea; Rhabditida; Dracunculidae.